AUCUUUGAAAGAAUCUUUGCUCUCUACCUUCACACAACAUGUCCGGCGACGACAACAACAACGUAGGACGAACACUUGGCGGCGGCGCUGCCGAACCUCUUCCAGCGGAAUGGGCACGCCCCGCCGCCGCAAGACCAUCCUCGGGCCCACGAGUUGGACGCGUUGGAGCGUGGGGAAGUAGCGCAUCGGGUGGCGGGAGUGGUAGCAGCACUCCUAGCAGCAGCGGCAGGGGCGGUAUCCACACCUUCCGCGAUCUAGUCGGCGGCGGAGGGUUCAGCGGUGGAGGCGGAGGUGGAGGCCCUGCUCCCUCACGAGGCGGUGUGGGCCGCAUCCCACACAACGAUGAGGACGACGACUCGGACGACGAGGGCCCGCCAGAGGCCGAGAGCUGGUUCGCUGGUGGCGAGCGCAGCGGUAUCUCAGUGCAGAACCCUGCGCAAGGCGGCGGGCCUAACAUUCCUGGUGGCGACAUGGUUCGCGAUCUUCUCCGCCGUGCCGCUGAAGCCGGGCCCCCUCCUGCGCCCGAGGAGCACUCGCGAAGCAGUGCGUUCUUUGGCGGAGGACAUACACUUGGCAGCGACGAGGUCGAGAGCACGUUCGUGCCCGAUCCCAAUGCAGCGGACGAGGCUGAGGAGACUGCGAUCCGACACAUCACGUUCUGGCGCGAGGGCUUCACGAUCGAGGACGGAGAUCUAUUCCGCUACGAUGACCCCCAGCACUCGCAGACGCUCGCGGAGAUCAACCAGGGUCGGGCCCCACCGCACAUCCUGAAUGUCCUCCCUGGCCAGCCGGUCGAACUCCGCGUUGCGAAGCGCACCGAGGAAUCUUAUGUCCCUACGCGCCGCGCCUUCGGUGGCUCUGGCCACCGUUUGGGUGCGCCAGUGCCCGAGGUCAGCUCCCCGAGCGGCAGUGGCGCUGCCAGCCCUAUGCCGGGUGGUUUCCCUGGAGCGUCGUCCACGGCGGCGCCCGCGCCUUCCUCCGAGGAUCGUGGAGUGGCGAGCAUCAACACCAAGUUCGAGGUCGAUCAGACCGCGCCGACGACGAGCAUCCAGAUCAGGCUUGCGGAUGGCACUCGUAUGGUUGCUCGCAUGAAUUUGACGCACACUGUUGGCGAUAUUCGCAGCUUCAUCAAUGCCUCGCGCCCUGAAAACCUGACGCGGCCGUAUACCAUCGGCACCACCUUCCCCAACCGUAUACUGGACGACGACAAGGCGACGAUCACGGAUGCGGGACUGCAGAACAGUGUCAUCGUGCAGAGAUGGGUUUAGGGGAAGUCGAAUGAGUUGGCAAAGGCAUGACGACGAUGUGCCAGUUGUAUCGUAUAUUAUAGCAAGAUUUGUGUGAUGAAGGCCAAAUAUCUGCUCGCUCAACAGCGCUUCCUAAUGUGCGUACGCACUCUUCCUCUGCC
Messenger RNA from Schizophyllum commune H4-8, 1408 nucleotides. Its product is annotated as SEP-domain-containing protein. Gene Ontology annotation, biological process: autophagosome assembly; proteasome-mediated ubiquitin-dependent protein catabolic process; Golgi organization. Gene Ontology annotation, molecular function: ubiquitin binding. NCBI's taxonomy places the organism in Eukaryota, Fungi, Basidiomycota, Agaricomycetes, Agaricales, Schizophyllaceae. Bases 39 to 1268 code for a protein of 409 amino acids. The record is from RefSeq and is a predicted model, not a curated record. The transcript has 7 exons. Gene Ontology annotation, cellular component: cytosol; nucleus.